GCAAAGAGAGAGAAAGAGAGUAGAGAGUAGAGAGCGAAAGAGAAAGAGUAGAGAGAGAGUAGAGAGAGAGAGAGAGAGAGAGAGAGCGCACGCGCCCACAAUGUGGAGGGGAGUCGCCGCGCACUCUCCUCUCCUCCUACGAGCCCUUCCUCCUCCUCCUCCUCCUACCCUGCUUCUUGUACCCACCACCAACACCACCACCACCACCACCUCUCUCGCCCCUCUCCUCAGAGCCUCCUCCCCUGCGCCGCCGCGGCUCCGCCGUGUUGCGGCGGCGGCGGCGGCGAUGCACGACGGCGCCGCCGCCGCCCUCGUCAUGGGCGGCGCCUACUCCCUCGUCCUCGCCUUCGAUAAGCUCUCCGAGAGGCAUAUCGUCGAACAGAGCUUAAGCAGAAAGAUAGUGCAUGUACUCUCUGGGAUCCUUUUUAUGUCCUCCUGGCCAUUUUUUAGUUCGUCGGCGGCAGCGCGGUAUUUUGCUGCUAUUGUUCCUCUCUUGAAUUGCAUUAGGCUUCUUACCCACGGCCUCCGCCUUUUUACCAAUGAAGCUCUAAUCAAAUCGGUUACGCGCGAAGGAAAACCCGAGGAACUACUUAGAGGUCCAUUAUACUAUGUCAUAGUACUGUUGUUUUGUGUUUUAGUUUUCUGGCGCGACUCUCCGGUAGGGGUUGUGUCAUUAUCUAUGAUGAGUGGUGGUGAUGGAUUUGCCGAUAUUGUCGGUAGAAGGUAUGGUGCAAUAAAGCUUCCCUAUAAUAGGAAGAAGAGCUGGGUUGGGAGCAUUUCCAUGUUUUUAUCCGGCUUCGUUUUCUCCAUUGGGAUGCUGUUCUACUUCUCAUGUUUUGGGUACAUCUGUUUGGAUUGGGAGCGAGCAAUUUGGAAAGUAGCAUUGGUUUCUUUUGCAGCUACUUUGGUGGAAUCACUUCCUAUUAGUGACGUCUUGGAUGAUAACAUAUCUGUCCCUUUGGCAAGCAUGUUAACAGCCUUUCUCGUUUUCGGUUCUAGUCCGCAGUGAGCAAUCCUUACUCUCUGCGGCAUUUUCUUCUAUCAUAUUGAAUGGUUUUUUUCAGUUCAUUCAACACCGCUAACAUUAUGUGUUGAUCUUCUUCAUCUGAUCUACUAAAAACCGAUCUGCGAAAAGUUUCUUUCUGUCUCCUACCACCUAUGGCAAUGAUUCUACAGGUAAUGACCUGCGGCAUUAGUUUUAAAGGGACACGUGCAUAGUUUUGCAUAGGAGAGUGUGUUUCUUUGAGGGAUAAAUGCAACGGACCCCCCCUGAACUAUUGCGAUGGCCACAUGAGUUAUUUUAAUUUUGACAGAAAUAAGAGCUUAUGGGAUUGAUUGAAAAAGCAGAUUGUUCAUGUACUUCGAUCUGAAUUUUCAGAAGUUCAUGUGGCCAUCUGUAGAGGUGCGAUUGUUCAGCGAGUCGAGUGCAUUUUCCUCCUUUGUUUCAGUUGUAUAUGCUACAAAGAUUAGUGUGUAUAUAUUAAACAGUUCCAUGUUUAAUUAUACUCUCGAUGCUCGGAUGUUUUCUUUGUGCAA
This is a messenger RNA of Ananas comosus (pineapple), 1536 nucleotides long. RefSeq names its product probable phytol kinase, chloroplastic. Gene Ontology annotation, molecular function: phytol kinase activity. Bases 101 to 1009 code for a protein of 302 amino acids. The record is from RefSeq and is a predicted model, not a curated record. Lineage: Eukaryota; Viridiplantae; Streptophyta; Magnoliopsida; Poales; Bromeliaceae. Gene Ontology annotation, cellular component: chloroplast. Gene Ontology annotation, biological process: vitamin E biosynthetic process. The transcript is spliced from 7 exons.